Molecule: messenger RNA, 1706 nt
Organism: Manihot esculenta (cassava)
Lineage: Eukaryota; Viridiplantae; Streptophyta; Magnoliopsida; Malpighiales; Euphorbiaceae
Exons: 4
Coding region: 1040-1585 (181 amino acids)
Source: RefSeq, a predicted model, not a curated record
AUUAUGGUCUUUAUCCGGUAAAGCCAAGUCAGUAGAAUAAUGUAACAAGUCAGUCAGAGCCUGUGAGGGUAAGAUGGAAGUCUUCUUGGGCUUAGGUUGAUCGACUUAAUUUGUUUUUUUUUUCUCUCUCUCCAAUGUUCAUAUCAAAAGGACUUGUGUUUACUGCAGGGUAAGAUAGAUUGAUGCCAUAUUAUAAAAUUUGAGCGCGAGAAAACAUGAAUAAUUUUCUAAAGUUACAGUGAGACAAUGAAAGAGGCAGAAAAUGGCAGUUGGAGUCAUUGGACUCAGAUGGAGAUGAGUUGUCGGAACUGGAGGAUCAUAAUCAUCUAAUGGAAGCCGGAGGAGAAUGAGCUUUUGCCAUGUAUGAUGUUAGAUAAUUGUGGGUUUUCACUCCCAAAGAACUAAAUGCUUAGAAGGCUUGGUGAGUCGAAGUCUAUGGAAUAAGGUGAAGAGAUCAUAAUCACGUUUGCUCCUAAUGGGGAUAAUAUUCUUAGCCUCGAAGAAUUUUAGGGUUAUGAUGCAGUAAAAUCUUCCUUUAUUGCUUACAUCAUAAUAUGGGAAUUAAUUAAUAUUGAAAAUGAAUACUUUAAUGGGCCCUUAGAAUGAUUUUUAUUUUUAUUUUUUACGAAACUUAGUUUUGUAGUUUAAUAUCUAAGCUAGACAAAUGAAUGGAAAACAAGAAAUCAUUGAUUUUAGUAUGAAUAGCAAAGUUGCAUACGUUUGGGACAACAUACUAACGGACAUACCACUCCAUUUGAAACUGUCAUACAGCUAAACCAAUGCAUUUCCCCCCCGAAUUUCUCAAUCUGUUCCCCGUUUCCUUGUGUUUGUUGUUUUUCAGCUAUAUUGCUCUUUCUCCAGCUCAUCAGCUUAGAAGUUCAAAGCUACCCCAACCUUCAUUUCUCUUCUUCUUCUUUCCUUUGUCUGACUUUUACUUCAGAAUAUUUUGAAGCAUUGAGAUCGUGUUUCGGACAACAAAACUUUAGUUGGGCGACAGGUAGGCAAGGUUCUGCAGUCUUCUUCAUUUGCCAAAAACAGUAUGGAUUCUGUGACAAAUCUCCACGCCUCUGUUGGCCAGGGGAUGACCUCUAACGAUGCCAAAGUCUUGUCAGGAUCAGACACUGAGGAUGAUUUCUUCAGCGUCAAAGGAGAUUUCAGUCGAUCUUGUAGUAAUGCCUCAAGCCGCCGAGACAGCUUCAGUGGGUCUUCUUCUGUUCUCUGUCAAGAUCCUUUCAGGAGUGAUCAAGUAGACAAUCGCCCAAAAUUAUUUGAGUUCCUUCAGGACGAAUGCUGGAGUGAAGAAAUAGCUUCAAUCCAUUUGAGCUAUGUUCCUAGUGCCGUCUUUACUGCUCCAGGAAUAAAAGAUGACAGGUUAAAACCAAAGCCAACAGUCCUCCAGUUACCUCCAAUGGAGGAAACUUCAAGUAUCCCUGGAGAAGAAUUAAAGCUCAGUGAUAAAAUAGCUGGGGACCAUAAUCGCAGUCUGAAAAACGAAAAAGCAGCUACUGCUAGUCGCUGCUGCUUUCCCAGUUUGAGUCCAAGACGCAGCCCCAGGGAAGGAAAAAAGGGGAAUCCACCCAAUUGAGCACUAAGGAUGACCAGGAAUAAAGAGAGAAAGAGAUCAGAUGAAUGAAAGAAAGCACGAGUUGGAUUUAGCAAAUCUUACAUGCAAUCUGCCCUCCGACACAAUUUGUUUUUUUUUUUUU